Messenger RNA from Theobroma umbraticum, 613 nucleotides. Its product is annotated as organ-specific protein S2. The record is from RefSeq and is a predicted model, not a curated record. NCBI's taxonomy places the organism in Eukaryota, Viridiplantae, Streptophyta, Magnoliopsida, Malvales, Malvaceae.
UUUACAAUACAAAAUAGCAAAAUCUAACCGUGUUUCAACAGGCUUCAACAGUCUAUCAAGGACAUGAAGACUUUCUUUGCUAUCUUCAUUUUCUGCUUUCUUCUCCUGUCUGCCAACCCCAACCACGCGAGAAAAGAACCAGGGGACUAUUGGAAGAGUGUAAUGAAGGAUCAACCAAUGCCAGAAGCAAUCAAAGGCCUUUUGCAUCAAGAUCCAGCUUCAGCUUUGGGUUCUGAGAAGAACAUGAAGCACUUUGUCACGGAUUUCGACACCAGACAUAGCGCUAUAAUAUACCACAGCGGUCCCCAGUCUAAAGUAGAAGACAACCCUCAAGUCAAGGACUUGAAGGAUCAGAAACAGCAAAAAUCUGAUAAAAAGAACUAGACAGAAAGCUUGAAUUCAUGGAGGUUUCCAUGUCCAUACGAUGUUUGUAGCCAGUAGUGUGCUUGGUUGGUGAUUAGUGUUUAGAAGUCAGAACUAGCUCUGGGUGUUGGGAUUAAACUAGGAACUUUUCUUAGUUAUUCUUCAAUCUUGCUCUUGAGCUAUUUUGAUCGUUGGGUAUUAAACUUGGAAAACUUACUGCUUAAUUCUAUAUAAACCUAAUUUAAGCAAA